UCCAAUGGCAAAAAUAAUCACUAUCAAUUCUCUACCAUUUUCUGCCGCGGCCUCCGCCUCGUCUUCGGGUGGCUCGGCCUCGCCUUCCACUAGCUCCCUCUCCUCCAAUUCUUCAUUCUCCGACAAGACAAAAAACUCAACAUUUCCUCAAGAAAACACAAGCAAAGAUGCAAAAAAAGUUUGUGGCUCGUACCGCGGCGUGAGGAAGCGGAGCUGGGGCAAAUGGGUCAGCGAAAUCCGAGAGCCGAGAAAGAAGUCAAGAAUAUGGCUCGGAACCUAUCCCACGGCUGAGAUGGCAGCUCGGGCGCACGAUGUGGCGGCUCUAGCCAUUAAAGGCCAUUCAGCCGUCUUGAACUUCCCCGGCUUGGCUCACGAACUGCCCCGCCCAGCUUCUGCCGUAGCUAAGGACAUCCAAGCCGCGGCUGCAAAGGCCGCCGCUUUGUCUUCCACCAGCGCCGAAGCCGAACCGAAUUUGGCGUCGGCUACAACGGCUCAUGACGAAGACGACGCAUUUUCCGACUUGCCAGAUUUGACCCUGGCUAGCUCGGACUUGGCUUCUUCGUGGCAGCUGGCUGGAGCCGAUAUUGGAAUAUUCUGGCGGCAAGAGCCGUUUUUGUGGGAAUGCUAACUGUUUCAACUUCUAAUUUUUUCUUUUCUUUUUCUUUUUAUUUUACAAAUUUGAGUUUGAUGUAUUCGAAAACCAGCUCAACUUUAUGAUACAAUGUACUAUAAUUGUUGUGUAAUUAUUAAGUAUAUACAGUAUAUAGUUUGAAAGGUGUGAUCAAUCAAAAUUUUUAAUGAAUAUUUCUCGUUUGAUU
Molecule: messenger RNA, 818 nt
Organism: Salvia hispanica
Lineage: Eukaryota; Viridiplantae; Streptophyta; Magnoliopsida; Lamiales; Lamiaceae
Product: ethylene-responsive transcription factor ERF039-like
Biological process (GO): regulation of DNA-templated transcription
Molecular function (GO): DNA binding; DNA-binding transcription factor activity
Source: RefSeq, a predicted model, not a curated record